Molecule: messenger RNA, 3444 nt
Organism: Linepithema humile (Argentine ant)
Lineage: Eukaryota; Metazoa; Arthropoda; Insecta; Hymenoptera; Formicidae
Gene: Iru
Product: E3 ubiquitin-protein ligase Iruka
Biological process (GO): protein ubiquitination
Cellular component (GO): cytoplasm
Molecular function (GO): ubiquitin protein ligase activity
Source: RefSeq, a predicted model, not a curated record
GAACAUAGUCGAAGAAAGGUAAGAGACACGUCCAGAUACGUCAAAUAUGGCGGAAGCCGUUGUGGACGGGAGUCCGAUGUCUCGAUUUUUUUGCCACAAAUGCAGUGUCGAAAUUGAGCGUUUGUUGCCAAAUUACACAUGUCCACGAUGUGCAAGCGGUUUUAUCGAAGAGCUCGAAAGCAGCAGCAAUGAGGGGAGUUCGGGCAUGGAUGUAAACAGUGAAGAUCUGAGUGAUGUGGAUGUUGAUAUCUUAGGAUAUAACUCUUCACAUCGUUCUGAUCGCGAUCGUGACAUAAUAGAAAUGAUAAUGGGACUUUCAAAUACAUAUACCAAUCAACAGUCAAAUGCCACUCAACAACCGGGUACAGGUAACCGAAAUUAUGUGCUUGGGAGUAGAAGAAGAUCUAAUUGGUCUCGUGCUCCUCAAGAGGGACGUCGUGCCGCCAGCAAUCGUAGAAGACAGGAGAGUCUACAGGUGCCUAUAGAGAAUUUCAUACAAGAUUUUAUUCUCAAUCUCUCGGGAGCAGCGAGCCUAGGCCACUCGGUGGGACAAGAUUCUCAACCAUCUGUAUUCAAUAUUAGACUGUUCUUGGGAAAUCCUGGAGAUUAUGUUUGGGGUCGUGAUGGAUUAGAUGCUAUCGUUACCCAAUUGUUGAAUCAAAUGGACGGUACUGGACCUCCACCUUUACCGCGCAAGCAGAUUGACGAAAUACCUACAACUACUAUAUCACAAAGCCAAGUUGAUUGUAAAUUACAAUGUUCCGUUUGUUGGGAAGACUUCAAGCUAUCUGAACCCGUUAGACAGUUACCUUGUCAACAUGUUUAUCACGCACCAUGCAUUGUACCCUGGUUGGAAUUACAUGGAACUUGUCCCAUUUGCAGACAAAAUUUGGGAGAUCAAAACUCGGCUGAAGCCAAUCAAGCUACUGGAACUAGCUUAGCUGAAUCCGCUUUAGCCGGAACUAGUUUUGCUGCUUUAUUUAGAGCAGCAAAUGAAGCAAAUCGAACAGGACAACCAAUCAGCCGAACAUCGUCUACUUCAUCAUCUACUUCAUCAUCUACAGAGUAGUUCCAAUACUUGUUGAAAUUUGAGAGUGAUAUUUUUCAUUCAAUUACCUAUUUAACCGAAUGUAUAUCUAUUUUCAACACACUGAUACCAUUUCUGGCACUUUUUGUCUUUAGUAAUGCAUAUAUAUCUCUCUUUACAGAUAAUAUAAGAUAUUAACUACAAAAUUUAAAUCAUUAGCUCUUAAACGUAAUUGAUAUUGUCUUAACUUGAAGUGCUGUGUUCAAAAAGAUAGUUUCAUUUUGCUUUCGGCCAAUUGUAAGCAUAAAUCGAUAUCAGUUUAAAUCGGUUUGUUUGACUCUUUUAAAGAAGAUUGAAUUGGACACUAGAUUGUCUCAUAUGAUCCUUAAUAAUAUCAUUUGAUUCAGUAUCUGUAAAUACUUGAUUCAAUAAUUCUUGUGAAAUGUGCCACGCAUUGACGAAUUAUGAGCGUUAUUACGUCUCUAAUAAAAAGAGACUUUUUUUAUGUUCUAAUGUCAGUAAAAUUGGAGGCGCAAUUUACGUUUAUUAUAAAGAUUAUUUAUAUAUGAGUAUUUUUGUUUUGAUUGGCAUUAAUUCUAGCAAACUCCGAACGGUAGAUAAUUUUCUAAUACUUGUAUUAUAUUUAGAUUAAAAGAAAAGAGAGAAAAUUAUUUUUAUGUCGCCGAGACUCAGUAAAAUUGAUACAUACAUUAUUUAAUGACUGUAAAUGAGUUUAAAAAUUCGCAAUUUAGGGGACAAACAACUAUUAAAUUCAAACGGACAAGUGCGAUGCAAUAUAUAUAUAAGUAUUGAAUACCAUGAAUAUCGUGAAUAAAUACCGUGUGCAUUAAACAGAACAAAUUGAUCGAGGAUAGAAGAUACUGUUUUCUCUGCAGAAAUACAUUUAGAACUCAUUAAAAUACAUCACAUGAAUCAACAAAUCAUUAUAAAAAGCUGACAGAGUUAACUAAAACAAAUGCACAUCAAAAUUACAUUAUUUCGUUUUUUACUUUUUUUUUACUUUAGUAAGAAUAAAGUAUACUGAAGAUAAAUAAUCAUUUAAAAAAAAUUUUUUUUAAGCUUUAUGUAACUGUCAAUGACUGUCAUAUUACAUGCAUGUAUACACAAUCUUGAUUUCCAUCUGAGUCUCGACGAAUAAAGGUACGAGUAUGGAACGAAUAGCCUUCGUUUCAAUCAUCUUGAUGUCUAAAACCGUUUCAUGCGAAAUUUCCCUGCUAAUUUUCAGAAAAAUGAUUUUUACAAUACAAUGAUACAAAUGAUAUAAGACAUGGCACGAGUAACACCAGAUUCUAUCGUGCAUAAGUACGCAGCGUACCUACAUACUUCUGUAACAAAGAUGAUAUACUUGAGAGAGAAUAUGCGCAUCCUUGAAGAUAAACCCUUACACUGCAGCAAUUGAUACAGUUACACAGUUGUAUAAACAUAAGAUAGAUUAUAGUGUAAAAAAUAUAAUUAGCGUUCAAAUAAUAUAUCUAAAUUUUUUGGCCGAUGUGUCGCGCGUAUAUGAAAUGGAGCGUCUUUACUUGUGUUACGCGAUGGACAACGUACUAGUAUGCGUUUAUAUAACAAAAAUAUCAAGUUAUAUGCUACUAAACAUCUACUCAAAUUUUAUGCUUUGUAUACUCUAUUGCGCGUUUUCCUAAACUUCAACGAUAAUCCACUACUUAUUUUGAAAAGAAAAAAAAAGUAUUUCAAUACUAAAAUAAAGAGAGUGUUAAGAUUGAAUGAAGUUUAGCUUAUGCAAACUUACAACUACUAGCAUCUGAUUUCUUUCUUUCGAUAAACAGAACGGAGAUAAAGAAUACCAAUAUGCCUACAUAGGCAAUGAUUUAUAUUGCAUCCAUAAUAGAUCACAAUUUAAUUUUUGUUUUAACAACAAGAAAAAGAUUCUGUGUACUCUUGCAAAACCUAAUAUCCCGUCAAACCCGCAAGUCUGCACAUUUAUAUCUAAAGUGAAUACAAAUCGUUUUAUUGUCAAUUAAGUAAUUGCGAAAAUGUCAAAUGUACAGUUAGGAGCAUCGAAAGCUAUCCAUUCGGGUACCUCUCAGUUUUUAAAAGCAUCUACUACUACUUCUUUAUUUCUCCAUUUUUUUUCUUGGAUAUUAGAUGAAGAUUUGGCGUCCACCUCCAUCUACUAAUCUUCAUCCGAUAUUCAAGAGAAAAUGGAAAAGUAAAGAAUGUAGUAAAUAAUUUUGGAAAGUGGUAAAGGCAUCCGAGUGGAUAGCUUUUGAUGCUCCUGACUGUACAUUAAAAUUUUCAGAUUAAUUGGACCUUUUAGUUAUAUAUAUAUUUUUUUCUUUAUAUAUAGUGAAAAUACGUCAAUUACAAAAAAAAAUAUCUGUUGCAAUGUGGUCACUGAGAUCAACAUUUGGUUCAGUUGCAAAAUAAAUACAUUA